Octopus sinensis (East Asian common octopus) is the source of this 918-nucleotide messenger RNA. RefSeq names its product RNA 3'-terminal phosphate cyclase-like. The record is from RefSeq and is a predicted model, not a curated record. Gene Ontology annotation, molecular function: RNA-3'-phosphate cyclase activity. Lineage: Eukaryota; Metazoa; Mollusca; Cephalopoda; Octopoda; Octopodidae. Gene Ontology annotation, biological process: RNA processing.
AUGGCUGGUUUCCCGCCGACAGAAUUGAGCCACUCAGUCAGGGCAAACACGCUGAGACCGACAGUCUUGAUGUAUCUGAAAAUUCUGACCAACACUUCCAAUAUAGGCGGGGGACAAAUAUUAAGGAAUGCUCUUUCGCUGUCCUCUAUUCUCAAUCAGCCAAUGGAAAUACACAAUAUUCGGGGAGGCAGGCCAAUACCGGGUCUCGUAAUUACUAACUAUUCUACAAUCAGACCACAGCAUUUGGCCUGUGUGAAUAUUAUCAGUGAAAUAUCAUCGGCAAAGAUUAGUCAGACGUCCGUAGGUACACUCGAUCUGACUUAUUGUCCUGGAAAUAUACAUGGAGGAAAUUACGUGAGUAUAAGCCUGAUUAUCCAAGCAGCUCUCCCUUGCCUGGUAUUUGCAGGAGCUAGUUCUCAUCUGACAUUGUGCGGGGGUACUGAUGUGCCCACAUCACCACCAAUUAAAUAUUAUGAAAAUGUAGUCUUGAAAAAUAUUCACAAAUUUGGAGUUAAUGCUUCGAUAAAGACAAUAUCGAGGGGACUUUAUCCAAAAGGAGGCGGGAAAGUCGAGUUAUCCGUCCCCUCUCAAGAGACUCCGAAGGCAGUUGAAAUGACUGAAUCCGGGGAUUCUGUGAUUUUUGGAAAUAGAGAAGACCCUAUUAUAGUUGGGGAGGAGUUGGGGAGGAAAGUGGUCGCGUUGGUGAAAGCGGAAAUAUGUUUGGAUGAGUAUAUGCAGGAUCAAGUGGUGUUGUGGAUGGCUUUGGCUGAGGGAAGGUCGCGGAUUUUGUGCGGGGAUAUCACAUUACAUACUCAGUCCUCUAUUUUGUUGAUCGAACAGUUUUUGAGUGGAGUCAAGUUUGAGAUCAAAUCAGUUAGUCCGGGCAAAAAUCUGAUCUCAUGUACUGGCUUUAAAUAG